Fomitopsis serialis is the source of this 351-nucleotide messenger RNA. RefSeq lists its product as uncharacterized. Bases 1 to 351 code for a protein of 116 amino acids. NCBI's taxonomy places the organism in Eukaryota, Fungi, Basidiomycota, Agaricomycetes, Polyporales, Fomitopsidaceae. The transcript has 2 exons. The record is from RefSeq and is a predicted model, not a curated record.
AUGGCUGGCCAGCCCGCCGCCUAUACUCGCAUCCGUCCACUCACCCGCGCACCCACUCCACCCGCCACCCGAGGGACCGUCCACUCCGAGAGCAAGAUCGUGCCGCUCAAACAGGCCUCAGCCAAAUUCGGCGCUAAGCUCGUCAUCGAGGGCAUCGCCAAGCCGCGCCCGCACACACUGAACGCCAUCGAGCCCGACGAGCAGAUCAUCCUCGCGAUGAACGGCACGUUGCGCAUCCUCGAGCCCACGCUCGCGUUCGAAACGUCUGUCAAGCACGCCGUCUACGUUUCCACAUGUGGUGUGAUCUGCGAGCUCGGGACGACACCACGGCAGUUCUCGGAGACGGACUAG